AUGGCGCCAGCCAGACACCAAGAGGAUGUAGGGCGAAAUGGCGAGCAUUUCGCUUCUUCAGUCGCUGCCUACGAGUCGGAUACUGACUACAGCUGCAUCUCGCUCGACUCCGACGACUUUGACUUCCCCGUUGUCGAAGCUCCGUCGAGCAUAGAAGCGCAGAACGGAGCUGGCGUAACCGCCUCGAUCGAUGCGCAGCGGGCGCUCCCCCCGGCAGAUGAACAGGUCCAACUGCUGCAAACUGCAGGCAAUGGUGUCCAGCCACAUGCGAACCAAGGAGACUCUUCAGCUCGGGGGGAAGAACGUGUCGAUAACGCCGAACCUGAGCUGUGCCAGGAGCAGCGGGAACUGAUUGAUCUGAUUGUCAGUGGUCGCAGGGUCUUCUUCACAGGCUCGGCAGGAUGCGGCAAGUCCACUGUCCUCAAGGCUGCCGUCAGGAAGCUCAGAGAAUUGGGCAAAAGAGUCCACGUCGUGGCGCCGACUGGCCGAGCAGCCCUUGAGGUCGACGGUGUGACGACGUGGACCUACAUGGGAUGGACUGCCAACCACCACAAGAAGUCGAUAAACGAGCUGAGGGACUUAGUGCGCGUUAAAGAACGUGGCUAUCUCAAGAAAAGUCAUAACCACACCAACGUGCUCAUUAUUGACGAGAUAAGUAUGAUCGAGAACCACCACCUGGAGCGUAUGAACAUUUGUAUGAAGGAGGCCAGGCGAUCGGUGCAAUUCGGUGCGGAUCCGGAUACUUGGAUUGCUCCGUUUGGCGGAGCACAGGUCAUCGUGACUGGUGACUUCUGCCAGCUGCCUCCCGUGAAACCCUUUCAACAUUGCAUCGUCUGCGGGAAGAAGAUGCAGGCUGACGAUUACGAAACCGAGUACAACUGCCCGGAAAAUCAUGGGCCAUUCCAGGAGUCCGACAAAUGGGCCUUUAGGAGCAGGGCGUGGGAAGAAUGUGAAUUUAUUCAUGUGGAGUUGAAACAGAUCCACCGACAGAAGGAUGAAGGGUUUCUUAAGAUGCUGCAAAAAUGUCGACUUGGGAUUCCACUCUCCAUGGAUGAGACGAAUACCUUGAUGGAUCAUAAUCGUCAUGUCACCAACGCUACGCGGCUCUUCCCAACGAAGACGGAAGUGUCUGGGGUUAAUGAAAGAGAGUUUAGGAAGCUGGAGACUCAGAUAUACACAUACCAGGCUUUGGAUGGGUUUGACCCCAGGGGCCACAGGAGGUUGAAGUACCUCGCGAGUCACUCGAACUGGAUGACAGAGAACCUCGAGGAUCACCGUCUAGAACAAACAGUGGAACUAAGGAAAGAUAUGCACGUGGUGCUACAGGUCAAUCUUGACCUCCGGGCGGGGCUAUGUAAUGGUAGUCAAGGAAUUAUUGUCGGAUUUGAAGCCUAUGAUGAUGCCAAGCGCCCCAGAGCCUGGUCAGGACAAAAAGAAUCGUCUGGGCCACAUGCGGAAAGCCCGACGAUUUACGGGGAAAAUGCCCCCCUCAAAGAACAACAAGUAAGGAGUUUCAUGAGUCGGCAGAAAGACAAAAUGUGGCCUCGAGUGCUCUUUCAUCACAGCGACCAAAGGCGGACUAGUUGUAUACGGACUAUUUACCCAGAAUGCAUAGUCAACGAACGAGGUGACAAAGAGCCUUACGCGCUCUUACACCGUACGCAGAUUCCCCUUACGGCCGCCUGGGCCAUGACCAUCCACAGAAGUCAGGGGAUGACGCUGGACCGCGUUAUUGUCGACCUGACGAGGGCAUUCGAAGAGGCUCAGGUAUACGUCGCCUUGUCGAGGGUGAGGGGUCUGGCUGGGCUUAAGAUUAACGGUAGCUCGCGGGGUCUGUCGGUUGGGCAUGGAGGCAACGCCGACGUCAUACGAUUUCUCAGGGAGAAGUCGAUCGCAUCCGACCUCCCGCCUUUAGAGCCUUAA
Messenger RNA from Metarhizium brunneum ARSEF 3297, 1923 nucleotides. Its product is annotated as ATP-dependent DNA helicase PIF1. The record is from RefSeq and is a predicted model, not a curated record. Gene Ontology annotation, molecular function: DNA helicase activity; ATP hydrolysis activity. Gene Ontology annotation, biological process: DNA repair; telomere maintenance. NCBI's taxonomy places the organism in Eukaryota, Fungi, Ascomycota, Sordariomycetes, Hypocreales, Clavicipitaceae.